GCCGUGAGCCGGCCGCGUCCAGCUCUCGCGCUCCCUCUGGUCCCUGGCGGGCGGGCGCCCAGCUGCUGAGGCCAUGCCACUGAAACAUUAUCUUCUUUUGCUGGUGGGCUGCCAAGUCUGGAGUGUGGGGCUGGCCUACUAUGGCUGCCCAAGUGAGUGUACCUGCUCUAGGGCCUCCCAGGUGGAAUGCACCGGCGCGCGCAUUGUGGCGGUGCCCACUCCCCUGCCCUGGAAUGCCAUGAGCCUGCAGAUCCUCAACACGCACAUCACUGAACUCAACGAGUCCCCAUUCCUCAACAUCUCCGCCCUCAUUGCCCUGAGGAUUGAGAAGAAUGAGCUGUCCCACAUCAUGCCCGGCGCCUUCCGAAACCUAGGCUCACUGCGUUACCUCAGCCUCGCCAACAACAAGCUUCAGGUUCUACCUAUUGGCCUCUUCCAGGGCCUGAACAACCUCGAGUCGCUCCUUCUGUCUAGCAACCAGCUGGUGCAGAUCCAGCCGGCACACUUCUCCCAGUUCAGCAACCUCAGAGAGCUGCAGCUGCACGGCAACCACCUGGAAUACAUCCCUGACGGUGUCUUCGACCACCUGGUGGGCCUCACGAAGCUCAAUCUAGGCAAGAAUAGCCUCACCCACCUCUCGCCCAGGAUCUUCCAGCACCUGGGCAACCUUCAGGUCCUCCGGCUGUAUGAGAACAGGCUCUCAGAAAUCCCUAUGGGCACUUUUGAUGGGUGUGGAAACCUCCAGGAGCUGGCCCUACAGCAGAACCAGAUUGGUAUGCUCUCCCCUGGCCUCUUCCACAACAACCGUAACCUUCAGAAGCUCUAUCUGUCCAACAACCACAUCUCCCAGUUGCCCCCUGGCAUCUUCAUGCAGCUGCCCCAGCUCAACCGUCUCACGCUUUUUGGGAAUUCCCUGAAGGAGCUCUCAUCGGGGAUCUUUGGGCCGAUGCACAACCUGCGUGAGCUUUGGCUCUAUGACAACCACAUCACUUCUCUACCUGACAACGUCUUCAGUGACCUCCGCCAGCUGCAGGUCCUGAUCCUCAGUCGUAACCAGAUCAACUACAUCUCCCCAGAUGCCUUCAAUGGGCUGGUGGAGCUUCGGGAACUGUCCCUCCACACCAACGCACUGCAAGAGCUGGACGGGAGCGUCUUCCGCAUGUUGAUCAGCCUUCAGAACAUCUCCUUGCAGAACAACCGCCUCAGACAGCUCCCAGGGAAUAUCUUCGCCAAUGUCAAUGGCCUCAUGACCAUCCAGCUGCAGAACAACCAGCUGGAGAACCUGCCCAUGGGCAUCUUUGACCACCUGGGGAACCUGUGUGAGCUGAGGCUCUAUGACAACCCCUGGAGGUGUGACUCCGACAUCCUUCCACUCCACAACUGGCUCCUGCUCAACAAGCCCAGGUUGGGGACAGAUGCUCUCCCAGUAUGUUUCAGCCCACCCAGUGUCCGAGGCCAGUCCCUCAUCAUCAUCAACGUCAACGCUGCUCUCCCCAGCGUCCAGGUCCCAGUGAUGCCCAGCUACCCGGAAACACCACAGUACCCGGACACACCCAGCUACCCUGACACCACCUCCAUCUCCACUACUGACUUCACCAGCCCUGUGGGGGACUACACCGAUCUGACCACCAUUGAGGUCACCGAUGACCGCAGCACGUGGGGCAUGACCCAGGCCCAGAGUGGGCUGGCCAUUGCCGCCAUUGUUAUUGGCAUUAUUGCCCUGGCCUGUUCCCUGGUUGCCUGCAUCUGCUGUUGCUGUGGCAAGAAGAGGAACCACGCGGUCCUGAUGCAGAUGAAGGCACCCAAUGAGUGUUGA
Leptonychotes weddellii (Weddell seal) is the source of this 1816-nucleotide messenger RNA. The record is from RefSeq and is a predicted model, not a curated record. NCBI's taxonomy places the organism in Eukaryota, Metazoa, Chordata, Mammalia, Carnivora, Phocidae.